ACCACCAUAGGAAUCAUGGCCUCGGAGCGCGGGCCCAAAGCCAAUCCCUCACAGCAACCACGGCGCAAGUCGCACACCAGCGCACCCAUCGACGAGGACGCCCGCGCAAUUGCAGAAUUCACCGAAAAAGCCACCCAAAAAUAUGGUCGCGGCGACAGGAUACGGCCAAAAUCAGUAAAAGACAAGAAACUGCGGGCAAAUAUCAAAUCGCUCGAAGCCAAGAACAAGCAGGCGGCGAUAGAGGCGAAGAACGUCGAGGUGCUACUUGAGAACAAUGCUGGGCUCCUAGAACCCGAACAUGAACUGGAACGCACAUAUCGUGUGAGGCAAGACGAAAUCAAGCGAGAAGUCAGUCUCGAGACAGCAAAGAAAGGGUUUGAGCUGCAAUUAGACAGCCUUGGGCCGUACGACGUAUGUGAAUACACUCGGAACGGGCGUGAUUUGCUCAUUGCGAGCCGCAAAGGCCAUGUCGCAACGUUUGACUGGAGAGAUGGAAAGCUGGGCUGCGAACUACAACUCAACGAAACGGUGCGGGAUGUGCGAUGGCUGCACACAAGCAACCAGAAAAAUUUCGCCGUCGCCCAAAAAAAAUGCGUCUACAUCUACUCGGGCGAUGGCGUGGAAAUGCACCAGCUCAAAAAUCAUUCGGAAGCGACACACCUGGAAUACCUCCCGUACCAUUUCCUCCUCGCAUCGGUAUCCACAGCAGGCAUAAUACGGUACACAGAUGUGUCAACUGGUCAAUCGCUACAGCAGCUAUACACAAAACUCGGCCCCGUCACGGCGUUUGCACAAAAUGCACACAAUGCAAUCCUGCACGUUGGCCAUCAAAAAGGCCUUGUGACUCUAUGGUCGCCCAGCAGCGCUACGCCCCUGGUCAAACUCCUCCCACACCGCGGACCCGUGCGAAGCAUUGCAAUCGACAGGUCAGGAACUUAUAUGGUUAGCACGUCUCAAGACCGGCGCAUGUCUGUCUGGGAUAUUCGUAUGUUCAAGGAGAUGCACCAACACCACCUGCGGGUACCGGGUACUACACUCUCCAUCUCCGAUCGCAACCUCACGGCCGUAGGCUACGGCACUCAAGUGUCCAUCUACAAAGACGACAUUUUCCGGCGGAGUCUCGAAGACCACUCACAACCAACCAUGCCAUACAUGGGCUGGGGCGGCGAAGGUCUCAAUGUCGGGCGCGUGCGCUUCUGUCCUUUCGAAGACGUCCUUGGCAUUUCGCACGACAAAGGCUUCUCCUCUAUUCUUGUCCCCGGCUCCGGAGAACCCAACCCAGAUUCUCUUGAACCAGGCACAAACCCCUACGAGACGUCGAAGCAGCGCCGCGAGACAGAAGUCCAUGCCCUUCUCGAGAAGCUGCAGCCCGAAAUGAUUGCUCUUGACCCGAAUUUUGUCGGUAACCUUGAUCUGACUUCUCACGAGGAGCGCCAAAAAGAAUAUCGCGCGCAGAGGGGAGAGCGAGAGCCGGAUAAGGUGGAUUUGCUGAAGAAGCGGGGUAAAGGAAGGAAUUCGGCGCUGCGCAGGUAUCUCCGGAAGAAUGGAAGCAGGAAUGUUAUAGACGAGGAGAAGGAGCGCGCGCGAGAGGCGCUGAAGAAUAUGCAGAAGAGACAGAUUGAGCGCAAGGAGAGGAUGAAGAAGGAGUAUGGUCCGGCGCUGGAGAGGUUUGCAAGGAAGUAG
This is a messenger RNA of Exserohilum turcica Et28A, 1683 nucleotides long. RefSeq lists its product as uncharacterized. The transcript has a single exon. NCBI's taxonomy places the organism in Eukaryota, Fungi, Ascomycota, Dothideomycetes, Pleosporales, Pleosporaceae. Gene Ontology annotation, cellular component: small-subunit processome; nucleolus; 90S preribosome. Gene Ontology annotation, biological process: maturation of SSU-rRNA from tricistronic rRNA transcript (SSU-rRNA, 5.8S rRNA, LSU-rRNA). The coding region runs from base 16 to 1683 and encodes 555 amino acids. Gene Ontology annotation, molecular function: protein binding. The record is from RefSeq and is a predicted model, not a curated record.